AUGCAGCGCCCAACGAGUAUGGUCGCCCCUUCGACACCACAAAAGAAUAAUAUCUCCACAAAUUUCAAUGGCACGAAUGGAAUGACCGAUUCCGGUUACUCCUCUCCCAUCUCGCCUUCGCUCCAUAACGGAGGAUCGAACCGAGGCAGCACCAGAAUGAGCGCGAGCUACUCAGCUUUCCGCAGCUCAUUCGGUGGAGGACAGCAAAAGUCAUCCAUUGUGCAAGAUACAGCAUACACUCUCAAGAGGAAGAGUGCUUCCGAACUGGGCGCCGGAAUCAGCGAGACGGCCGAUAAUGUUUCUUUUAUUAAUCUGGUCGAGUGGAUUCGCUCGGAGCGAUUGCAGACUCUGCCACACAAGGGCUCGAGAUGGGAUACUGUUCUCAUUCGAGCGUUGUAUUUCGCAGAGAGACUGCAUGGCUUUGAGGUGGGCUUGAAAGCUCAUGCGUUGGAAACUGAGCAUGCAGCGCAAUUGGGCUACGGCCAUAUCAGACUUCUACUGGAGCUCGGACACUCCAACAGUCUUGCCCUCGACAGCGCAUUUGGUUUCAUCUACCGAUGCUCAUCUGCAGUGUCAGUUCUCCUCGCACGCUCAGAAGUGCUCAAGCUCUCUGGUGACGUCUAUCAGCAACUAUGCUUCAUGUAUACCGACCUCUUGGCCCUCGUGGUCGAUGUCGCUGUGCGGUUCUAUCGCACGGUGCACGGCAGCGCGGGCCAGUCUGCGAGCCUGGACAUGUAUGAGGUCUUUGGCGAGACCAUUACCACUUUCCGACAGCGCCGAGAAGCAAUCACCAAAGCGAUCUGGAAAGAGCAGAUUGAGGCGGACGGGACCCUAGAUGAUAGUGUCGACGUCGACCACUUGAGCCGCUGGCUCGCGCCCCAGGACCGUGUGCUCGCCACCCUUGCGCAGGAUCACACACUGAUCGCCAAUGAUAUGGCAGAGUUCACGGGAGUGUGGUUCCUCGAUGAUCUCUCGGCUUUUGUCAAGAGCAACGAUUCCACACUUCUGGUCAAUGGGCCCCCCGGUUCUGGUAAGACGACUCUCUCAGCAGCGUUGGCAGAGCGUCUGCAGCGCCCCGUGGCUCGCAAAGGGUACACGACCGCGUUCUGCUCGGUCGGAGCAGUGCCAUCGCAAGCGACCAGCUUGAGUGUGGUCAAAGCCUUGCUUCAUCAGAUCUACACCAUCCGCGUGGGUAAUGUGGGCUUGUACCAAGCCGUCGUGACUGCCUACGAGCGAGCACGCUACACCGCAGACCCAUCCAAGUAUGAAGAUUUGCUCUGGGAAGCACUGGAGAAUGCUCUUCGCAGCCCACUUCAGAAUGCUCCCAGUCUCGUCCUCAUCGUCGAAGGGAUCGACGAGAUCAUCGGUGGGCAGUCUGCGGGCCAAGCGCUUCUUCAACGACUUGUCCAUGCUGUGGAGCAGGGCCACGGGGUCCAGCUGAUUGCAAUGGCUCAAGAUCUCAAGCUCCCUACAGGUGCACGUGGCACGAGCCGUGGCAUUACGGAGACAGACACCAAGGGUGACAUCCACGAAGUCGUGAUCAAGACGUUGAUCAAGUCUGCCCACUUCCGAGGAAAGACAGGACGCGAGCAGGAAUCAGUCGCAGAGUAUGUGAUUGCUGCGGCCGACGGAAACUUCUUGUGGGCUGAGCUCACAUCGGAAGUUCUGAGGCUCGAGAAGUCUCCGCAAGAUCUCGACAAUGCUGUGAAGGAUCUGAGCAAGUCGAAGAAAUCCAUCGACGAGCUGACCCUUCUGUUGCUCACCCGACUGCAACCGUCUGAGGAUGCCAAGCUGCUCCUGUCGUUCCUCGUCAACGCAGCUCGUCCGCUGACCUGGGACGAAAUCGAAAGCUUGUACACGAUCAAUGUUCAGACUGCCAACAGGUCGGAGCGCCGAGUAGACGUGCACUCCAUCGUGGCAACACUGGCCCCUCUGCUCGACAUCCAGGAAGACAUCAUCCGCCCCAGGCACGCUUCAGUGCAAACAGCUACACGGAACCUGUUCCAGAGCGGCAAGAUUACAAUUCCAGUCAAGGACCAAAAGCUAGACCUGCUGCUGCGCAUCCUGGCAUACACCAAGAUGUCCUUGACAGAGAAGGGCGAGCCAACUCUCGACGAUACUGACCGAACGGUGGUCGAGCACAACUUCAGCCGUUACCCGCUGCUCGAGUAUGUCAUUCGAUACUAUCCAUGGCAUCUUCAGCAAUCGGGCGUGAUCACUCAAGGAAAGCCCACCGAGCCCAAGAUCAGUCCUGAGCUGCAGAAGAUGUUCCCCGAGAGUACUGUCAUGGCUGUCCUCGAAUGGCUCGUGUGGGACGAUCAAUUCCCGGGAGCGCAGGAAGUCGAGGUACACGAUAUGGUACGCCGUGUGCGUACCAAGAUCUUGACUGAGAAACACCCAGCUGUUCUGCAGAGCUACAUCAACACUGCAUGCUACUGGGAAGUCCUCGAAGACUGGACCAAGGCCGGCGAGCUCUAUUACCCCAUCUGCACCAUUGGUCGUACGAUCUUGAGUGUAUUGCACCCAGUCGUGGUGGAGUCUGCCGUGCGUUACAUCCGUAUUACCGACUCGUACACCUCUAGCACCAGGACAGACAUCAUCACUCGCCGCGAGCAAACAUUCAUCUUGCUGAUUUCGGCUUAUGAACGCCAAUUCGGCAUGAGCUCCGAGGUCGUGAUUCGUACACGAGAGCGUCUGGUAGAGCUCUACAUUGCUAUCGGCGAGGAAGAGCAUGCAAGGGAUAUCCUCAAGAUCAUUCACGGCCACUCCAGCGACAGCAAUGGCACGACUGGCGGAUCUACUCGAGCGGUCGACGAGCGAUUCGUAGUCAAGUUCGGCAAGCAGAAGCAUGGUCAAGAGCUCGGAGAAUACGACAGUGGAAUCUUCAUCGACGACGAGAAGGAUGAAGAUGCCUUGGUCGUCAUCGAUGUUGGCCAAGCCGAUGUCAUCCUCCGUGAGAUUGAUGAAAUGAUUGCUCGUCAAGAGUUUGUCCGAGCUGAGCAGACCUAUGUUGAGUUGUGGCAGCGCCUCUCAGAGACGUGCCGUACCUCGCUCGCUGUGGAGUGGCACGAGAAGAAGAUCCAGGUCGUCCAGGCAUAUUCCCGAUAUCUGCAGACGCAGAAGCGUACCACAGAAGCCACGAGCUUGACCAUGUCGAUCUGGCGGGAGUACGAGCACCAUGAGCUCUCCUACUCCGAGAAGAUCGUGAAAAGGCUCACCGAGUCUGCAGCUUUCCUCAAGAGCGUCGGAGAGUAUUCUGCUGCCUUGUCGAUCCACAAGCACGCGUCGUACUACUACAAGAAUGUCCGCCAGGAGGAGUCCAAAUCAUUGACCGAAAUCGAGGAGGAGAUGACUGUGAUCAGCAACCUCGCUUUGACGAAGGCGACCCAGGACACCAAGAGCACAUCCUCUUCAUCUAGCAACGAACAGUACGACAUGUUCCGUGUUCUCAUCAGUAACAAGAGCAAGUCUGUCGAGGCUUCUACCCUCUCACUGGCGAAGACUCUGACGCAGAGAUACAUCGAGGAGAAGCAGUACACUCAGGCCAUAUCGGUCAUUCAGGUGACACUCGACCGAACUUGGAGCUCAUUCCUGUCCAAGUCCCUCCACGAAGUGACAAUUGCAUCUUCGUUCCAAAAGGAGUCCAUUGAGCUGGUUGAGCGUCUGGCCGAGGUGUACAUCUUGCAGCGACGUUUCGAGAAGGCCGAAGACAUUUACGUGCGACUGUUCCGAGCAGCGCUCACCAGCCCGAAGGAUACCGCUCUCCUGGAUAGGGCCAAGACACUGAUCAUCAACUUCUAUCAAGACCGUGGCCACCCCAGCAAGAUCAUUGCCGUGUAUCAGGAGCUUCUGGCAGUAUACCGCAGGACGCUGGGCCCCAGCCAUGAGAUUACCAUCACCACUCUCUACGAGCUGGGAUCGAGAUGCAGAAAGCACGCACGAAGCCACCCAUACUGGAUCGAGUACUACCAGCAGAUAGUCACCGUGCUGAACAAAGAUUCGACCACUGUGCACGUCCGCGCGAUGGAUGCCACCAUCAUUGUCGCCGAGUCCUACUGGGAGGAGCGCAGAUAUAGCGACGCUGUCGCGGCAUAUGCCAUUAUCUGGAACACUUUCGUGCAGAAGCACAAGGAGUUCCAGCUCUUUUCGGACGCAAAUUUCGUCUCCAGCAUCUAUGAGCGAUACUACCAGUCUUUGGAAGAGACCAAGGCUGAUUAUGAAGUUCUGCUCCAGGUCACAAAGCAGUACCGAGAGACGACAAAGGCAGUCUUUGGUGCUACGUCGACGAUCGCAGUCCAGGCUACUGUUGCACUCGCGCGCGUCACUGAACAGAGCGAGUCGCGCAUGGAGGAAUCCAUUGCCCUUUACGAAGAGGCUUCCAAGAGUGCGUCCCAAUCAGACUCUUCCUCAUCAUCCAGCAACUUCGACUCGUCGGAGCUGCGCCAGAGUCUCACAGGGCUGUACAAGAAGCGCAUCUUCCAGUCGUCCUCAUCUGCCAACUCCGAUACCAUUUCCAAGGCCGUUUCGGUGUACCAGGAUCAAUUUUCCGACUACAAAAACAAGUACACGUACUCGCACCAGGAGACAUUGAACAGUCUGCGUGAGCUAUCGCUGCUCUAUGUGCGUCAACAGAAGACCGACCUGGCAGCAAAGGAGCUGAACACGGCCCUCAUCACGAUCGCUCAGCAAGAGACCUCCUCCGAGCGGAUGUAUGAGUCUGCCGUAUCUCUUGUCCAGACAUACCGGGCUGCGAACCUGAUUCAGCAGUGCACACAGAUUGUGGAAGAGAUGCACUACCAGUUGGUGGUGCGUGAAAAGCGGUCGAGCUCGUCUUUCAGCGUGGUCGAGGCCAGUCAUGCAGCGCUGUUCUUCCUCGCUACCCUGGAGUACCAAUUGCGCCAGGAUGUGGCCAUUACGCUGUCCGAAAUCAUGGCCAGCUUGAGCGCCGAAGCAUUCAUGUACGGCAACUUCAAGCAAUUGGUGAAGAACAACGCACCAUUGGACAGGCUUCUGCUCGCUGCUGCGCCGCUUCGGUACUUGCUGCUUCGGGCAAACCGCACCGGUCUCAUUGCCGCGGUCGAUCACGAGUGCGUACAUAUCUUCGAGCAACGCGAGGCAUCCAAUGUGCAGCUUCUGAGCAAGGAAUCGCCACGCUACUUCAUCGUCGGCAUUCUCGAGCACAUUGCGAACCGCAAAUGCAACGACUUUGUGCGCGCCGUCAUCCUGGCUUCGAACGGCACUCUCAAGAAGCUGGUGGACACCAACAAGUUCGCCGAUGCACACGAUAUUGCAAAGAUGACCUUCAUGUAUGCUCAGCAUCGCAAAGGUUACCGUGGUCCCAAGGGCAUUUCUCGUGGCUUCGAGCUGGCUUCAUACCUCGACGGUCGCGGCGAGAACAGGUGCCCUGAUCCCGAGCUUCGCAAGAAGCUAUUGCAAUUGUCCAACAAGAUCGUCAAGGACAUUAUCGCCAUCUGCCGCGAAGAGAAUAUCAACUUUGCUCAGGUGCCACUCAAGGAGCUAAACGAGCUGAUUGCUUUGCUCGGCGAGCAGCAAGAUUACGACACACUGGAGAUGCUCCUCACCGAGUUGUGGACAACUCGCGAAGCGCAAAAGAAGUGGGCUCCAGAAGUCCUUCUCCUCCUCGGCCGCCGUCUCAUCUGCGCUCGAUACCUCGCCGGUCGACAGAUCAAAGCCCUCCGACUCGCCGAAGACAUCGCCUACAACCUUCGUCGCGUCAACGGCAUCAAGAGCUCAGCCACUCUCGAGGCUUACGGUCUGUUGGCAGAACUGUACACCUCCAUCGGAGGCAACUACCAGAAAGAGGCAGGAGCAGGAGACAAGUCCGCAGCAGGGCUAGCUGCAGACCACUUCAGGAAAGCAGUCGUGAUACACGAAGAUAUCCUUCGCUGGCUGCGAUCUGACGCGACCGGUGGCGACGUAGAUGAUGGAGUGGAUAUCGACGAUGAUGACAGCGCGGCCCAGAUUCUGGCUGAGCACGGCAUCCAUCACGACACCCACGGACAACACCAGGACGUUGAAGGCACCGGAUUCAGCACCGCCCAGCGCGGACAGCUCAUCAAGUGGCAUCUCCGUCUGCUGAAGUUGGCUUACCAGCGAUAUGGAAGCUGGCCCAAGGACUACAAGCACUAUGAGAGCCUCAAUGCUCAACUUUUCCGCACCUUUGCCACGGAGCUGAAGGGUGUGGAAGGUGUUGAGAAGUGGCAGGCCAAGGGCUUCGGCGCAGGCAAGGCUGAGAGUAAUGAGGGUGCUUUCCAGGGUAAUCAACCAGAACCCAAACCAAAACACCAAAACCCAACAAUAACUAUGUCCGGUCUCCUCAACAAAGCCAAAGAAGCCAUGGGCAAGAGCAGCGGAGGUUCCACUGAUGCCGCCACCGGAGGAGCAGGAGGUACUCAAUCUGGAAUUGAAAAGGGAAUUAGUGGUGCUGGUCACACUCAAAUCGACAAUGCGACGGAUCGCUUGGGAAUGGGAGACAAGUAUGAUGACAAGAUUAAUAAACUUGCCGAUGGGCAGAUUAAUAAGAAUGUGCCUGGGGGUGCGACGAAGUAG
Molecule: messenger RNA, 6570 nt
Organism: Sphaerulina musiva SO2202
Lineage: Eukaryota; Fungi; Ascomycota; Dothideomycetes; Mycosphaerellales; Mycosphaerellaceae
Exons: 6
Coding region: 1-6570 (2189 amino acids)
Molecular function (GO): protein binding; ATP hydrolysis activity
Source: RefSeq, a predicted model, not a curated record